UGCUCCAGCUGGACACUGCAUGGAGACGUAGUCAUGUAUCCGCGAUUCCUAGACCGCAACUAUCCGCUGGAGAAGCACCUGUUCUUUGUGCCCCGUUACUCGUUCGGCCUGCUGGGUCUCCGAUUUGACGGGGCAAAGUCGCAGUCCUGGCUCUCGCUGGCCUGGCUGGUCUUCAACUUUGUGAAUCUGGCCCACUGCUGCCAGGCGGAGUUCGUCUUUGGCUGGCGCCAUCUCUCGAUCAGUCCCGUGGACGCCAUGGAUGCCUUCUGUCCGCUGGCCUGCAGCUCGACGACGCUCUUCAAGCUGGGCUGGAUGUGGUGGCGCCGCCAGGAGGUGUUCGAGCUGAUGGAGCACAUCCGACGGCUUACCGAGCAGCAGGUCGGGCGACGCGAUCCCCGCAGGGAUGGGGCGCAAAGGAGCUACUACCUCUUGGCCACGCGCUUUGGGAUGCUCGUCUUCACCCUGGGCAGCAUCACGACCUGUGCCUUUGUGCUGCGCUCCAUGUGGGAGAUGUGGUCGCAUGGCCUGGCAGACUUUAAGUUCGAUAUGCCCUUCCGCAUGCUGUUCCCCGAUUUUGCCCAUCGCAUGCCUUGGUUCCCACUGUUCUAUUUGUACUCCACCUGGAGCGGACAGGUGACUGUCUACGCCUUUGCCGGCACCGAUGGCUUCUUCUUCGGGUUCACCCUCUAUGUGGCCUUCCUGCUGCAAGCGCUGCGAUUGGAUCUGCAGGAUUCGCUCAAGUCGGUUGACACUCGAGAGAUUUCAGAUGCCCGCCCCAGGGACUGCGAACUGUGCUGUCAGCGGCUGGCCAAUAUCGUGGAUCGGCAUAAUGAGAUUGCAUUGAUUGUGCGCCGCUUCUCUGGCAUUAUGGCAGCACCGACCUUUGUGCACUUUGUGUCUGCCAGCUUAGUGAUAGCCACCAGUGUCAUAGACAUACUCAUGGUGAGUGGCUACAACAUCAUCCGCUAUGUGGUAUACACAUUCACAGUCUCCUCGGCCAUUUUCCUCUACUGCUACGGCGGCACUGAGAUGUCCACUGAGAGUCUCGCCAUGGGCGAGGCGGCCUACAGCAGUGACUGGCACGGCUGGGAUCGUGAGACACGCCGACGGGUCUACUUGAUCAUUCUACGCGCCCAGCGACCCAUCACCGUCGAAGUGCCCUUCUUUGCGCCCUCCCUGCCUGUCUUUACUGCGGUCAUCAAAUUUACGGGCUCCAUUGUGGCGCUGGCCAAUACCAUAAUGUAGAAUUGUAUUCAUAUUUAUUUGGCAAUAGAACGAAUGCGCAUCUGUUGGGUUUGAUUGGAUUUGAUUUGGUUUUUGCUUUGGAUUCCCAAAAGUAUGCAAUUCGCAGACUUCAUUCAU
This is a messenger RNA of Drosophila obscura, 1362 nucleotides long. RefSeq names its product odorant receptor 45b (gene Or45b). The transcript is spliced from 5 exons. The record is from RefSeq and is a predicted model, not a curated record. Gene Ontology annotation, molecular function: olfactory receptor activity; odorant binding. Gene Ontology annotation, cellular component: plasma membrane. Gene Ontology annotation, biological process: detection of chemical stimulus involved in sensory perception of smell; sensory perception of smell. NCBI's taxonomy places the organism in Eukaryota, Metazoa, Arthropoda, Insecta, Diptera, Drosophilidae. The coding region runs from base 34 to 1245 and encodes 403 amino acids.